Molecule: messenger RNA, 1665 nt
Organism: Gracilinanus agilis (Agile Gracile Mouse Opossum)
Lineage: Eukaryota; Metazoa; Chordata; Mammalia; Didelphimorphia; Didelphidae
Gene: NIPAL4
Product: NIPA like domain containing 4
Exons: 7
Coding region: 1-1665 (554 amino acids)
Biological process (GO): magnesium ion transport
Cellular component (GO): membrane
Molecular function (GO): magnesium ion transmembrane transporter activity
Source: RefSeq, a predicted model, not a curated record
AUGGGCCCAGGAGUGUUGGAGAGGCUGUUCAGACAGCCUGUGACCACCAAUGAGAAUUUGGGUUUUAUAUUGCAUCAUUCAGACUUUCUGGGACUUAAAGGUUACAAAACUUGUAUUUGGAACAAGAAGGGGUCUCAGAUGGAAGAUUCCUUCCCCUCGAUCCCCACCCAGCCCAAGAGAUCCUCCCCUCUGCUGGGACCCAGGCCCCUUCCCGCCCCGCCCAGCCGAGCUGCCACUCCCCGCCCAGUCCCUGGGCCCGUGCCGGGCGCUGUCACUCACCGAAGAAGGAAUCGCUCACUGGCAACUUCUCCUAAGCUGAGGACCAGGGGUGCGAGCCAGGCCGGGCCGGGACCGCACGCCGCUUUUCUGCGGCCAGAGUCGGGGCAGUCCCUGUGUCCACGCCCCUGGCUCCGCGCGCGGAGCCGGAGCGGGCGCCGGAGCCGCAGCUGCCCUAUGGAGACGCUGGGGAGCAACAGCAGUUGUGCGAACGGCUCCCUGAUCACCUUGUAUUGCUACUCCCAACAAGUCCUCUGCCAGAUUGUCAAUGACUUUGAACCUGACAGCUCAAACAACAUCACACUGAGCAGUUGGCAAAAGAGGGCCAACAAGAACUAUGGCUUCUUCAUUGGAGUGGGCCUGGCUAUUCUCUCCAGCUUCCUCAUUGGCAGCAGCGUCAUCCUUAAGAAGAAGGGCCUCGUUCGGCUGGUAGACAAGGGCGCCACUCGAGCUGUGGAUGGAGGUUUCGGCUAUCUCUUGGAUAAAAUGUGGUGGGCUGGAUUUCUCACCAUGGGUCUAGGUGAAGCUGCCAACUUUGGGGCCUAUGUAUUUGCUCCUGCGACGGUGGUCACUCCACUGGGAGCCCUGAGUGUGCUUAUCAGUGCAAUAUUAUCAUCUUACUUUCUGGGAGAGCGACUGAACUUGUUAGGCAAGUUGGGCUGCAUGAUUGCCAUAGCAGGCAGUUCGGUGAUGGUGAUCCAUGCCCCUGAAGAAGAGAAAGUCAACUCAAUAAAUGAAAUGGCUUCAAAGCUGAAGGACACAGGCUUCAUUGUGUUCGCUGUGAUUCUCCUGGUAAGCUCUCUCAUCCUCAUUUUCAUCAUUGCCCCUCGGUAUGGGCAGAAGAACAUCCUUAUUUAUAUCAUCAUCUGUUCUGUGAUGGGAUCCUUCUCCGUGUGUGCUGUCAAAGGCCUGGGGAUUGCCAUCAAGGGCUUCUUCAAGGGACAGCCAGUUCUCCGGCACCCUCUUACAUACUGCCUUGGACUGAUCCUGGCAACUUCAAUCCCCAUACAGGUCAACUUCCUCAAUAGGGCUCUGGAUAUCUACAACACCUCUUUAGUGUUCCCAAUUUACUAUGUGACCUUUACGAGUAUGGUCAUCACCUCCUCCAUCAUCCUCUUCAAGGAGUGGAACAGCAUGUCAGUGGUGGACAUCCUGGGCACAAUCUCGGGUUUCAUUACGAUUAUCCUAGGAGUAUUCUUGCUCUACGCUUUCAAGGACCUCAAUAUUACCUGGGCAAGCCUUCCCCAUACCCACAAAAACCCAAUUCCACCUCCCUCCCCUGAGCCCACAAUCAUCAAGCUGGAAGACAAAAAUGUCCUCGUGGACAAUAUAGAAUUGCCCCCUCCCUCACCUGAGGAGAAACCCAAAGUCUUCACAAUCCACACCUAA